This is a messenger RNA of Oppia nitens, 2284 nucleotides long. Its product is annotated as protein sel-1 homolog 1-like. The transcript is spliced from 3 exons. Gene Ontology annotation, biological process: ERAD pathway. Lineage: Eukaryota; Metazoa; Arthropoda; Arachnida; Sarcoptiformes; Oppiidae. The coding region runs from base 59 to 2284 and encodes 741 amino acids. Gene Ontology annotation, cellular component: endoplasmic reticulum membrane. Gene Ontology annotation, molecular function: protein binding. The record is from RefSeq and is a predicted model, not a curated record.
AUUUUUAAUAAUUUUAAUUUUUGCAUUGAAUUGCAUUAAACUAUUAAAUGUUGUUAUAAUGACUGUUAAAUUAGGCGGAAAUCUAUUGUUAAUAAUAACUAUAUUAACAAUACUAUUGUGUUUUACAACAGUCAUCGAUGGCAAACAGUCUCGUCUGAAUAGUAAAGAUAGUGAUCAACAACGACAACGACAAGAGGACAGAGGAAGCAAAACCAGUGAUAAUAAUAAUAAUAAUAAUAAUAAUAAUGAUAAUCAAAGACAUACUGUCGACGACUCAGUCGUUAUCGGCGGUAAUGAUGAUAAUCCUGAGGUGAAGACAGCGGACAACAGCGAAGAGGAGAUAGUUGUCGACGAAGACAUUGUCGGUGCCGACGAUGACGAGUCUGUUGGUUACAUCGGCCGGCGGAGAGGCGACGCCCGCGAUGAUGAUGAAGAAGAAGUUGCGGAUAUUGAUGCUAAACAAGAUCUAGAAGAAGAAGUAGUAGUAGAAGAAAACGACAGACCUUUGACCGAUAGGGAACGGUUGGCCAUUCAGUUGUAUGAGUCGGCACUGUCUUUGCUCAAUACUUCCCGAUACGAUCGUAGCAAAGCCUACGAUUUGAUACGCGAAUCGGCAAAAUUGGACAACGAGUUGGCCAUGGAAUGGAUGGCCAAACAACAUCUGUUCGGCGAUAUCUUAUCCAUUGAUCUAAGUCUGGCCAAAGACUACUUGACUCGGCUGUCGCUUCGAGGCAAUGGCAACGCACAGCUGUAUUUAGGUUUGAUGUACGCUACGGGUCUCGGAGUAACGCCCAGUCAGUCCAGAGCACUGGCGUAUUACACGUUUGCCGCACUGUCUGGCAAUACAUUUGCCCGAAUGGCACUGGCCUUCAGAUACUGGUCAGGUAUAUCGGUAAUGUCCAGUUGCGAAUCGGCUCUGACCUACUAUCAGAAAGUGGCCAAAACUGUUGAACAAGAUGUUACGUUUUCUGGUGGAACAGUCAUCCAAAGGGUCAGACUGUUGGAUGAAUUGGAAAAUCCCGGUUCUUUCAGCGGUGUUCUCGACGACGAUCUCAUUCAAUACUAUCAAUUUUUGGCCGAUAAAGGCGACAUUCAGGCACAGGUAGGUUUGGGUCAACUUCACUAUCAGGGAGGCCGGGGUGUCGACCAGGAUCACAGUCGGGCACUGAAUUAUUUUACUCAAGCGGCCGAAGCGGGAAAUGCAAACGCCAUGGCUUUUCUCGGAAAGAUGCAUUUGGAGGGCAGUCAUGUAGUGCCGCAAAACAAUGAGUCGGCAUUCAAAUACUUUGAAAUGGCCGCCGAAAAGGGUAAUCCAGUUGGCCAGAGCGGUCUCGGGCUUAUGUAUCUCCAAGGAAAGGGUGUCGAAAAAGAUUAUGUUAAAGCUUUCAAGUAUUUUUCAAAUGCUGCCAACCAGGGAUGGGUUGAUGGACAACUUCAGUUGGGACUAAUGUAUUUGAAUGGUUACGGUGUCAGCAAAGAUUACCGUACGGCUAUCAAGUACUUUACAAUGGCCUCGCAAUCGGGACACGUAUUGGGAUUCUAUAAUUUGGCACAAAUGCACGCCACGGGAACAGGUACACUCAGGUCGUGCAAUACGGCUGUCGAACUGUUCAAAAGUGUUACCGAAAGAGGCCAUUGGGGACAAACACUAAUGCAGGCGCACACCGAUUACAAAGAUGGCCGAAUCAGCCAAUCGUUUGUCAAAUACGCUCUGAUGGCCGAACUUGGCUACGAAGUGGCCCAAAGUAAUGCCGCAUUUAUUUUGGACCGAAACGAAAUCAACGAACUGUUCGAUAAAUCCGAAACACAUACCCGUGCGCUGAUGUACUGGAGUCGUUCAGCUGCUCAGGGCUAUUCGGUGGCCAGAGUCAAACUAGGAGAUUAUCAUUACUACGGGUUCGGUACUCGUGUCGACUACGAAAUGGCUGCCUCCCAGUAUCGUAUGGCCAGCGAUUCCCAGCACAAUGCCCAGGCGUUGUUCAAUUUAGGUUAUAUGCAUGAACUGGGUCUCGGACUCAAGCGUGACAUACAUUUGGCCAAAAGGUAUUACGAUUUGGCCGCCGAAACUAGUCUCGACGCUCAGGUACCAGUGGCGUUGGCCCGAAUCAAACUGGGCAUUGUCUACGGCUUGGAGUCGAUGAAUGACUACAAUGUUGACGACCUUAUUGCCAAUGUUAGCAUCAAUAAGAUGUUGGGUGAAGACUGGGAUCUCUAUUUGAUGACAGUUUUGGCACUCAUCUUAGGUUUUAUUAUUUAUUACCGACGACUCCCUCCCAAUCCCUAA